UAACCAUCCCGAUGUUAUAUAUAUGCAUGCCUAUUGGCAGUGCUAAAGUCAUCAGUAUCAUUCUAAUUCUCAUAUUCAGUGGAUUCAUUUCAUCAAUCACUUUGCCUUUCUGAUCAUAAUCACCAAAAUGCCAACCAUGAAUCCAGUUCGUUUCAAAUACAUGCAAGCCAUAAUAAUAUUUAUGAUGUUGCAGGUUGUUGUUUCUGCUCAAGACCAUAUUAUGUGCAUUCAGACUGAGAGGGAAGCACUCCUCCAAUUCAAGGCUGCACUUGUGGAUGACUAUGGCAUGCUCUCUUCUUGGACCACUUCUGAUUGCUGCCAAUGGCAAGGGAUUCGCUGCUCCAACCUCACCGCCCAUGUUCUAAUGCUCGACCUUCAUGGAGAUUUUAAUGAUGUCCAGCACCGUUAUAUGAGAGGAGAGAUCCACAAGUCGUUGAUGGAGUUGCAACAAUUAAACUAUUUAAACCUCAGUUGGAAUUAUUUUCAAGGCAGAGGAAUCCCAGAGUUUCUUGGUUCUCUCACCAACUUGAGAUACCUUGAUCUGUCAUAUUCUGAUUUUGGCGGAAAAAUUCCAACUCAGUUUGGCUCUCUUUCUCAUCUGAAAUACUUAAAUCUUGGUCGGAAUUCUCUGGAGGGUUCAAUCCCACGUCAACUUGGAAAUCUCUUCCAAUUGCAGCAUCUUGAUCUCAGCAUCAAUCAAUUUGAAGGAAAUAUACACUCCCAAAUCGGAAAUCUCUCCCAGUUGCAGCAUCUUGAUCUCAGCAUCAAUCAAUUUGAAGGAAAUAUACCCUCUCAAAUUGGAAAUCUCUCCCAGUUGCAGCAUCUUGAUCUCAGGUACAAUUCUUUUGAAGGAAGUAUACCGUCCCAACUUGGGAACCUUUCAAAUUUGCAGAAGCUUUAUCUUGGAGGAUCACAUUAUUAUGAUGAUGCUUAUGGUGGUGCUCUCAAAAUUGACGAUGGAGAUCAUUGGCUGUCUAAUCUCAUUUCCUUAACCCAUCUUUCCUUGGACUCCAUAUCUAAUCUCAACACUUCUCAUAGCUUCCUCCAAAUGAUUUCCAAGCUACCAAAACUUAGAGAACUGAGUUUAAGUUAUUGUAGCCUUUCCGAUCAUUUUAUCCUUUCACUGAGGCCCUCAAAAUUCAAUUUUUCUAGUUCCAACCUUGUUGAGCUUGACCUUAGUGGUAACCUCUUGGAGGGUUCCACAUCAAACCAUUUUGGCCGUGUAAUGAAUUCUCUUGAGCACCUCGACCUCACAGAUAAUAUAUUCAAGGGUGAGGAUUUGAAAUCCUUCGCGAAUAUAUGCACCUUACAUUCUUUAUACAUGCCAGCAAACAAUUUGACUGAAGACCUUCCAUCAAUCCUUCAUAAUUUGUCUAGUGGUUGUGUUAAACAAUCAUUACAAGAAUUGGAUUUUCAAUAUAAUCAAAUCACUGGCUCUUUACCUGACCUUUCAGUAUUCUCAUCUCUAAGAUCAUUGGUUCUUUAUGGAAAUAAAUUAAGUGGAAAGAUACCUGAAGGCAUCCGCUUACCAUUUCAUUUGAAAUCUCUGUCAAUCGAAUCAAACUCUUUAGAAGGUGGAAUUCCCAAAUCAUUUGGGAACUCAUGUGCUUUGAGAUCACUGGAUAUGUUUGGUAACAAUUUGAAUAAAGAGCUUUCGGUGAUAAUUCAUCAAUUGUCUGGGUGUGCCAGAUUCUCGCUGCAAGAAUUGUACAUAAGAGGAAAUCAAAUCAAUGGUACGCUUUCUGACCUUUCAAUAUUCUCUGCCUUGAAAACAUUGGAUCUUUCAGAAAAUCAAUUAAAUGGAAAAAUUCCAGAGAAUACCAAAUUGCCAUAUCUAUUAGAGACUUUGUCAAUUGGAUCAAACUCUUUAGAAGGUGGAAUUCCAAAAUCAUUUGGGGAUGCAUGUGCUUUGCGCUCGUUGGACAUGUCUAAUAAUAGCUUGAGUGAAGAGUUUCCAAUGAUAAUCCAUCACUUGUCUGGAUGUGCUAGAUAUUCAUUGGAACAAUUAGAUCUAAGCAUGAAUCAAAUCAACGGCACACUACCCGACCUCUCAAUAUUCUCAUCUUUAAGAGAAUUAAAUCUUUAUGGAAACAAGCUAAAUGGAGAGAUUCCUAAAGAUAUUAAAUUUCCACCUCAACUUGAGGAACUAGAUAUGCAAUCAAAUUCCUUGAAGGGUGUGCUCACUGACUAUCAUUUCGCUAAUAUGUCUAAGUUAUACUUCUUGGAGUUAUCUGACAACUCUUUAAUGGCCUUGGCAUUUAGCCAAAAUUGGGUCCCACCAUUUCAGUUGAGCCACAUAGGAUUGCGAUCUUGCAAGCUAGGUCCAGUAUUUCCCAAAUGGUUGGAGACACAAAAUCAAUUUCGGGAUAUUGACAUUUCAAAUGCUGGAAUAGCAGAUAUGGUUCCAAAGUGGUUUUGGGCUAAUUUAGCAUUCCGAGAAUUUAUUUCAAUGAAUAUUUCAUACAAUAAUCUCCAUGGUAUAAUUCCUAAUUUUCCAACAAAGAAUAUGCAAUAUUCCCUAAUUCUUGGACCAAAUCAAUUUGAUGGCCCUGUUCCACCAUUUCUGCGAGGUUCCGUAUUUCUUGAUUUAUCCAAAAAUCAAUUCUCAGAUUCUCUUUCAUUUUUAUGUGCUAAUGGUACAGUUGAAACUUUGUACGAAUUAGACCUUUCAAAUAAUCAUUUCUCUGGAAAAAUUCCGGACUGUUGGAGCCAUUUCAAGCCAUUAACUUAUUUGGACUUAAGUCACAAUAAUUUUUCAGGAAGGAUACCCACAUCCAUGGGAUCUCUUCUUCAUCUUCAAGCAUUGCUAUUGAGAAACAACAACUUAACAGAUGAGAUACCUUUCUCCUUGAGGAAUUGCACAAAUCUAGUAAUGCUAGAUAUUUCAGAAAACAGAUUAUCAGGGCUUAUCCCUGCUUGGAUAGGGAGCGAAUUACAAGAGUUGCAAUUUUUAAGUUUGGGAAGAAAUAAUUUCCAUGGAAGUUUACCAUUGCAAAUUUGCUACCUAAGUGACAUUCAACUCUUGGAUGUCUCACUAAACAGCAUGUCUGGGCAGAUUCCUAAAUGCAUAAAAAAUUUUACUUCAAUGACUCAAAAGACAUCUUCAAGAGAUUAUCAAGGUCAUUCAUAUCAUGUCAAUAUCAUUGGCUUGUCUGGUAGUCAUACAUAUGAUUUGAAUGCAAUCUUGAUGUGGAAAGGUUCAGAACAAAUGUUCAAAAAUAAUGUGUUACUACUUUUAAAAAGCAUUGAUCUCUCAAGCAAUCACUUUUCUGGAGAAAUUCCACUGGAAAUAGAGAAUUUAUUUGGAUUGGUUUCAUUGAAUUUAUCAAGAAACCAUUUGACCGGAAAGAUUCCUUCAAAUAUUGGAAAGUUAACAUCACUUGACUUUCUUGAUUUGUCAAGAAACCAUCUAGUUGGUUCAAUUCCUCCGAGUCUUACUCAAAUUUAUUGGCUCAGCGUGUUAGAUUUGUCACAUAACCAUCUAACUGGAGAAAUUCCAACUGGUACACAGUUACAGAGUUUCAAUGCCUCGAGUUAUGAAGAUAAUCUUGAUCUUUGUGGACCGCCACUAGAGAAAUUGUGUAUUGAUGGGAAGCCUGCACAGGAACCAAUUGUUAAACUUCCUGAAGAUGAAAAUUUGCUUUUCACCCGUGAAUUUUACAUGAGUAUGGCAAUUGGAUUUGUUAUAAGCUUUUGGGGCGUUUUUGGCUCAAUCUUAAUGAAUCGUUCUUGGAGACAUGCUUAUUUCAAGUUCAUAAGCAAUUUCUCAGAUGCUAUUUAUGUCAUGGCAGCCGUGAAAGUUUUCAAGUGGCAUCACAGAGGAUAGCUGAAAAAUUCUGAAUUGUAGGUGCCAGCUUGUUGUGGUGGAAAAUGCAAAGAGACACUUUUAAUUUGGAGGUGAGAAGGCAUCUCUCACAGUUGGAUUUGGAGACCGAGAGAGAAUUAACGAAGGCUUCUAGAGCUUGAGGGAGCCAAUUGUGAUUGUGAUCCAUCUAGUUUAUUUUCCUUUUUAAUUUCUAAGCAUUUUGUUUGUAGUUUGGCAUUUAAAUCUGAACUGGUUGUUUUGUAUGAAGUUGAUGAAUCUUCAUAAUAAUGGGAACUGAGAGGUUUGGUUAUUGCUUCUUCA
Molecule: messenger RNA, 4126 nt
Organism: Glycine soja
Lineage: Eukaryota; Viridiplantae; Streptophyta; Magnoliopsida; Fabales; Fabaceae
Product: receptor-like protein EIX2
Exons: 4
Coding region: 128-3826 (1232 amino acids)
Molecular function (GO): protein binding
Source: RefSeq, a predicted model, not a curated record